Sphaerulina musiva SO2202 is the source of this 3601-nucleotide messenger RNA. RefSeq lists its product as uncharacterized. Bases 520 to 2706 code for a protein of 728 amino acids. Gene Ontology annotation, molecular function: oxidoreductase activity. The transcript has 6 exons. Lineage: Eukaryota; Fungi; Ascomycota; Dothideomycetes; Mycosphaerellales; Mycosphaerellaceae. Gene Ontology annotation, cellular component: cytoplasm. The record is from RefSeq and is a predicted model, not a curated record.
GUGCCCGCGCCGUGCCGUGCUGUGCCGUGCUCUGCUGUGCUGUACGCUGUGCUGUGCUGUGCUGUGCUGAGCUGUGUGCUGUGUGCUGUGUGCCGGGCUUUGCUCAUCAACUUUUCGUGCCUGCUUGCUUGCUUGCUGAACUGAACACCAACCGCACGCCGCCACGGUCGCCUUGCUUUCCCGCUGUUGCUUGCAUACCACCACGCUCGUUUUGCCCACGAGCCCUGAACGAGUCCUAACCGAGCCUCGACGACGACGACGAAGACGACGCCGCCGGCACCGACGACGACGAGCCGACCGCCGUACGCUUGUUGUUCACCACCCGACUCCACCACCCGCGCACCCACGCAACGCUUUUGCGCGACUCCCGACAACCCUUGGGCGCAGUGACGCGGCUUCACAAUACACCACGACUUUCGCACCGCGAAGCGCCGCAGAAGCUGCAGAAUCAAUACAAGUCACAACCGCCCGUCUACGGCCACCAGAUAGUCUGGCGUGCCUUACUACAUCACCGCUACAAUGCCUCCGACGACGCCGCGCUUGCGGAUUCUAUCAGUUGGCGGCAAUGCGGUCUCUGCCUUUCUCUCCUGGCGCUUGUCAGCAACACAGGCGUGCGACGUCACUCUAGUUUGGAAGAAUGGCUUCGAGCAAGUGUAUCAAUACGGAAUAUCAUUCAAAUCUGACCGGUUUGGCAACGAACGAUUCAAGCCAAGACAUGUGGUGAAAUCGCCCGAAGAUGCUGCCGGCGCCUCACGAGCCUCCUUUGACUAUGUCUUGCUUUGCGUCAAGGCGCUGCCCGAUGUAUAUGACCUGGCCUCCGUGAUCGAGUCGGUCGUGUCGCCCCAGCAUACCUGCAUCAUCGUCAACACUACACACACCCUUGGCAUCGAGUCGUAUCUGGAGCAGCGUUUUCCGACCAACGUGGUGUUGUCACUCGUGUCCGGCGUGUCAAUCGCACAGCUGGGCGCCAGCGAGUUCGAGCAUAAAGGGUCAACGGAGCUGCAUGUCGGCGCUGCGAACAAGAACCCAUCAAUACCCGCAUCGAUACAGACGGACAUGGCAGAAGCGCUGUCGAUGACACUCAAGUCUGGUCAGGUGGAUUGCGAGGUCUCCCAUAAUAUUCGUCAACAGCAGUACGAACGGAUGAUCGGACCAAUCGCCUUUCAUCCUGCCAGCGUGCUUUUCGAGACGCCCUCUCAUGCAGCGCUUCUCGAGAAGACGGGAGCGCGGGCUCUCAUCGCUGGAGUGGUUGACGAACUCAUCACUGUCGCACGUAAACAAGGCUGCGACUUCAAGCCCGAUUUCCGUGAAUACACUAUGGAGCAGAUGAUCUUGCCAGUGGAGACGAACAGUAUCAUGUAUCAGGAUUUUACAGCCAGGCGACCCAUGGAAGUGGAGACCUACUUGGGCUCACCUAUAAAGCUAGCGCAGGAGGUCGGUGUCCAGGUCCCACGCAUCGAGACGCUGUACGCUCUUCUUCACAACUUCAACAUUGUCAACCAGAGCAAACCUGUCGGUCCACCCUCUCCAUCAGCACAGCCGACUCCACGCAUGUCUUCCGCGCCGAUCGUCCCUCCCAACCAUGGAUACGGCAAUGGAAGACCACCGCCACCAGCGAUGAACGGCAGACCCAUGAUGCCCAAUGGCAUGCGGCCGGCGAGUCGAGCUCCGAGUGCCAAUGGCGGACCACCUGCGGCGCGAAGAGGACCACCUUCAAUCGGUGGUUACCCUCCGCAUGGCAGGAUGAAUGGCAAUGGAUAUGCACCUCCUCGAGGACCUCCAAUGCAGAGACGUCCAUCAUUCGAUGGCAACGACUUGGAAGAAUUCAGCCAUCUGAUGCUGUACGACAACGUGGCCGAGGAUGGCGUGUAUGACAAUGGGCUACCUCUGUCCGCAUCGGGUGACCUGGCUUUGCGAGAGCGUGAACUAGCUCUCCGACAGAAAGAGCUUGCAAUGCGGGAACGAGAAUACCACAUGCGACGUGCGCCUGGUAGAGGUCCCCCUCCGCCUCGCCGGCCACAAGAUUACGACGACGAGGACGACGAAGAUGGCCUGGACUUCUUCGAUCCGAUGGCAGCUGGAGCAGCGCCUGUUGCUGACGUUGACAAUCUCGACAUGAUGAGCGUCACUUCUAGGAGAACACGAAAGGCACCAAGCGCAAGCCAACUGCGCACCAAUCCUGAGCAGUUAAGUGGAGUGCCUAAUGCCGCUGUACGACACAGUCGCAACAUGAUGCGACGACCUGGCCCGGGAGCUCGUGCUCGAACGAGUGCCGCCAUCAUGGCCGAUAUGCCAGGCUUGCGCGAGGAACUGAUGAAUAACCCGCUCAUGGGCUACUCAUCAGACAGAUUUGGCAGCGUUGACAGAAUGAACAUGGGCCACGAGUCAAGGGCCAACUCGCUAACAGCAGAGCGAUUGAAUGAAUCUCAAAUGAAUGGCGGUAUGAUUGCACCGCACCCGCAGCAUAAUGGGUAUCCCAUGAACAGACGUGGCAGUCAAUCACCAGGCAAUCCAUUGGGUCCCAGCCAGAGACCGCCGCCGGGACGCCCAUCGCCCCCCAAUGGCUACGGGCCACCACCACCCGAUCGCAAUGGUCGUCCGAGCCCGCCCGGAAUGAGACAGCCAGUGCCCCGACAUCCACCUGGUCAUGGGAACGCCGUCGCGCCACAACAAAUUGAGCAACAAACAGGGCGCGGGGAGUGGUGAUAGCAACCGCUCGGCGCCUAUAGAUUCCGAACCCUCUGCGCACAGCUCCAGCAGUAGUCUGGGCCCAAGACUGCAAGUUGGGGUCCGGUGAAGGCGUGAAGGCGCCGUCUAGACAGAUCUUCCACCUCGCGAAGCACUGGACGUGGCACCAACGCGGCCUUCAUCGCACAUCUGUGCCCACAAUUGCGUGUGCCCUCGCAAUAAACUGAUGGCAUCUUUUGAGUUGCGCAACCACGGUUUCGCGUGUCGUCGAUCUCUCAUCGCCAUUCGCGGCAUUUCUAUGUUAUCACAUCUCGCAGUCCGAGGACGACCAAGAAUGUGACACAUUCAUAAUGGACGUAAUAUAGACUUUUUUGGCGGAUAUCUGCCUUUCAGCACUUUUUGCAUACGGCCACAUCGUACAUACAUCGGCAUCGAAGGACUAUCGAGGACAAAGUCGAGCCUCAAUAAUUUGCAUCACGGGCGUUUUGGGGGACGUUGGGAGCGUUCGAGAGAGAAGACAGUCAUCCACGCAGCUCAGCUUCUCUCGCCUAUCUUUUCUCCUUCUGCCUGCCUGCCAGCCAGUGAUAGGGUGAUGAGUGUUGUUGUACCUGUUGCACAAUACCUAGCUGGCGGGAGCGGGAAGUUGAAUUCUGUUCUUUGCGCUUUUGGCCAAUCACGAAGCAUUUGGAUCGAAGCGGCAAGAUUGUCGGACACGUGGGCGCAGGAUGAGUGCGUGGCACUGGCUGGAGGGGACCGCAAUGUAUCGGUAUUGUCUAAACAAGCCCUGAUGAGAAGUUUCGUGGUAUGACAGCAGCAGAGACAUGCAUACCGCGCGAUGCAUGUGCUGGUCGGUAGUCGAUUAGGGGGGGGGGGGGGAACAUAUGAGACGAGCUUCAUUGCACUGAAUUUCAAG